AUGAGGGCCCAUACUCCUCAGGGCUUGGGAGAUUCUCAAAGAAGAAGAUCUUCGACCAGCGGUGGACAUAGAAUGAGUAUGGGUAGUGCUAUUCCUCGUGCUCAAUCCAGAAUGUCUAUUGCACGCCCAUCAAACACUCAACCCAGUUUCGACUUUUUAACAGGCGCGGAGACUACCCAUAGACCGCCAUCACGAACAGACCGAUUCCGACAAUCAACCAGGACCGUAAUCGAUGAAGCUAGAAAGGAGUCACUCUAUACUGAGGUCGAUCAAGACGCCGAUAGAAGGAAGAAAGAAUUGGAUGAAUUAAAGGCUGAAGUAAAGUCAUUGAAAUACACCAUCGACAAUCACAAACAAGAGGAAGAGCUUGCAAAAUUGAGACACGAAAAUGAACUUCGAGAUGCCACACGCAAAGCUGAAGAAGAUUUCAAGCAAAAACAAAUCGCAGAAGGGGAAAGAAAUAAGGCUGUGAGACAAUAUGAAGCUAUACUCAACGAAAUGAAUGAAGUUCGUGACGCUUCAAGUAAUAAAAAGACAGCAUUAGAGAAGAGAAUUCGCAAAGUGGAGGAAAGCAAGCGUAUCUUGGAAGAGGAAAUCGAGGAAAUCAAAACAGAAAGUGAAGAAGGUAGCCGUAUACUGGAAAGGCGAGUCUCGGAGCUCGAAACAAGGAACCAGACUUUGCAACGUAGCGUCCAAGAUUUACAGGAAGACUCGGAUCGAAGAGAGGCGUUAUUGCAGGAUGUUCAGCAACAGUUGGCUGAUAAAGAUACGGCAUAUGGAGCUCUUGAGGCUGAAGUCUUGCGACUCAAAGCACAGACUGGGGAUACCGACACACUCGAGGUGAUCAAGAGAGAAUUGAGCGAGCAGGUCACACAUAUUAGGAAUCUUGAAGCAACCAAUCGAGAACAAUCGGCCGAAUUAAAGCAUUAUAAGAAGUUACACAAGAGUGUGGAAGUCGUUGAAGAGGAGAAACGAAGCUUGCAGAGGAAAGUCGAGGCUAUGGAUGAUCUACGGAAUGAACUUGGAGAGGCAAUACUACAAAGACAAAGACUUGAAGAUGAACGUUUAGCAUGGACUGCAUACCUUCAAAAUCAGAGUGGUGUUGACGGCCAAUUCGAGUUUAAUUCCCCGGAAGAUUUGGCAAGAGCACUUGUUGAAGAGAGGAUGCAAAUUGCCACUUUAGUGGAGCGACUGGGUGCUAUGGAGUCUGAAAUCCUUGACAAAGACAACAUCAUAGGCGGCUUACAAAAUGAUAAGAAGUCUAUGAUUGAGGAGAUGGAAAAAGUCAGGGCAGCCGGAAGCAACGCUGGUGGUGGAGAUGCCAAGGCUCGUUUGCGACUUGAAAGACAGCGGGCUUUGGCCAUCAAGGAAGUUGAAUAUUUGCGCGCGCAGCUUAAGACUUUCGAUGCUGAAGAUGAAGCCUUCGGAGCCGGUGAUAACAUUGAUGAUGCCAAAAUCAAGCGUAUUGAAGAGCUGGAAAGUAUUGUUGAUGAAUAUCGUCAAGAGGUACAAUCCCUUCAAACUGACCUUGCAACCGCCGAAUCAGCACAACCUACUACGGCGACUCUUGCUGGUACCAAACAUGCACGAGAAGAGACUGAAGAGAACGAACGCAUAGGAGUUCUCACUCGGAAAAACCGUAAACUUCAAGACGACAUCACAACUCUCCAAACAUCACAAAAGCUUCUCCAGAAAGAGCUCGCCGUCACCCAGGAGCGCCUAACAGCCGCAACUACUCACUCUCAGACACGCAUUCUAUCUCUUCGCUCCAAUCCAACCUCCAACUUUGAGGCUAUCAAACUCUCCACCAUCAGAGCACUCCGUGCAGAAAAUGCAGACCUCCUUGCACAGCUCACUACUAACCUUCCGCCUAACGCCUCAGUUCCCCUCUCUACCCUUCAAACUCAACAGGAUCUAGUCGCCGAAUCUCAAGCUGCACUCAAGGAUGAAAGAACCCGAAAUGACCGCCUCAAAAAGGUGUGGGGCCUUAAAUCCCAAGAGUUUCGUGAUGGUGUGUCUUCUCUCCUAGGAUGGGACGCUGUGUUCAUGCCCAAUGGAAAGAUGCGAGUAACAUCCUUUUACUACCCUUCAGUCGGAGAAGAAGAGAACAGUAUAGUAUUUGAUGGAGAGCGAGGAACGAUGAAAGUAAGCGGUGGUCCUGAAAGUAGAUUCGCAGGAAGAAUAAUGGAAAAUAUCAAAUUCUGGGUUAAUGAAAGAGGUAGCAUUCCCUGUUUCUUAGCAGCCUUGACAUUGGAGUUUUAUGAGGAGAAAAAGGGUGAUGGUACGGUAAUGGUCGGUUGA
Molecule: messenger RNA, 2301 nt
Organism: Sclerotinia sclerotiorum 1980 UF-70
Lineage: Eukaryota; Fungi; Ascomycota; Leotiomycetes; Helotiales; Sclerotiniaceae
Exons: 2
Coding region: 1-2301 (766 amino acids)
Biological process (GO): mitotic spindle assembly checkpoint signaling; attachment of mitotic spindle microtubules to kinetochore
Cellular component (GO): mitotic spindle; kinetochore; nuclear envelope
Source: RefSeq, a predicted model, not a curated record